Molecule: messenger RNA, 5099 nt
Organism: Plasmodium vivax (malaria parasite P. vivax)
Lineage: Eukaryota; Apicomplexa; Aconoidasida; Haemosporida; Plasmodiidae
Product: Protein kinase domain containing protein
Exons: 2
Coding region: 1-4689 (1562 amino acids)
Biological process (GO): protein phosphorylation
Molecular function (GO): ATP binding; protein kinase activity
Source: RefSeq, a predicted model, not a curated record
AUGAACAAAAAAUUUUCGCCCGUAAAAGAAACGAACAUUGAAAAAGGCGCCAUCGAUAUAUUUAAGCAAAAAAUCGAACGAAAAAAACAGAGCUACCUAAGGUUCAGUUUUACAAAGAGUUACCAAAAUAGGAAGGGGGAAGAAAAUCGCAACGAUGGAGAGAACGGUAGCGCGGCCUGCCAGAAUAGCAACGCGGCCUGCGAGAACGGCAACGCGGCCUGCGAGAACGGCAACGCGGUCUGCCAGAACAGCAGCGCAGCCUGCCCGCAUAACAAAAAGGUGAUACUCAUACAAACAUGCGACACGCACGACAAAUACAUUCUCAAUUUGCACGAGGAGGAAUGCCACAGCUGCGAAAAAGAGGAGAAGGCGGAGGAAGAAAAGGAGGAGGAAGAAACGGAAGAAGAGGAAAAAAAAAUAGGUAACUCCCUUCCAAAGAAAACGCAACGCAAACGUGCACACAAAAAAGAGGACAGCGUUUACAUCCCUUUAAAAAUUUUAUCGAACAAAUAUGCCUACAGCGAUAUCGUCCAGGCGACGAACAAUUUUGCAGAAGAAAAUAAAAUUGCCAAAGGAGGAAACGGAGUUGUGUACAAAGGAAUGUUAAAAAGUUGCAUAAGUGUAGCCAUAAAAGUGUUACAGAAAAAUGAAAACAAUGGUUUCGAAAAUGAAAUUAUCAUUAUGAGCAGAUAUAGACAUAAAAAUAUUUUAUCCCUCCUUGGCUAUUCCGUAAAUCAAAAUUAUUUUUACUUAAUUUAUGAGUACGUACAUUUGGGGGAUUUACGAACCCUCCUUUUUAACCACUACUAUUUUUAUAGCGUCAGGGAUAGGGAGAAUGUAGAGGUGCAUCCGGCUUGCAAUGUGCAGCAGGGGGACGCAGAAUUUUCCCCAAGGAAAAAAAUCCCCCCUUGCGGAAAUGGUAGCCUAUUAAUGAAUAAACAGGGUGACCCUAGAAAUGGGAUGAACAACAGCUUGAGAUUUUCUCUCCUUGCGCAUGAGCAGUUUGAGAGUACCCAGCGCAUGCCCCUCUUCCUGUCCUUCAGCGUCAGGCUGAAUAUCCUCAUCCAGAUAAUAAACGUGCUGUGCUACCUGCACACCUCCUCGCCAAUCGUGUAUCACCGGGAUUUGAAGUCGGCCAACAUUUUGAUCGACGAGAAGUUCAACGCCAAGCUGGGCGACUUCGGCCUCUCCUUCGUGUACAAGAAGAACAACAAUGUAUUUAACCUCACGGGAGGCACCCCCGGGUACGCAGACCCGUACUACAUUUCCACGCACGAAAUAAACGAGCAGACAGAAAUAUACUCCUUCGGGGCGCUGAUCCUGGAGAUGCUGGUGUCCAAAUCGCCCGCCAUCCACGUAGGGAAGAACUACAAUUGCAUCUACAACACAAAUGACAAGUGCCCCAUCUUCUGCCACCGGAAGAAAAGCGAAAAUGAAGAAAACGUAUUUGAUUACCUAGUCAACCACAUAAACAUGAACGACUAUAAAUCGAUCUACGCAGUCCUGGACCACAGCGUCCACUUCCCAGAAUUCCUUGUGGAGAAGCUAACCAAACUCUCCUUCCUCUGCCUAAACCCAAAUAUAAAAAACAGGCCUUCUUCCAAAUUGGUUAACUUAAUUCUACUGGAAAUACAGAAGGAGAGUGAAUUCUACAUUAAGCAGCAGAACGAAUUGGUUCAGAAAAAAAUCAGCUGCGCGAGUGCCCGCUUGGAUGAUAAUCACAAGGGGGAGGACUCUCCCAGAGUUGGCAUGCAGAGUGACGGCGCGCAUAAGGGAGAACGGGGCAGUGGAAACGCACAUCUGGAUGGUAGAAACGAACAUCUGGAGGGUAAAAACGCACAUCGGGAGGGCAAAAACUCCCCGCGGGGGGGCGGCGAGCCAAGGCGCCAGAGCUACCCAAACAGGAGGGACCAAAUCAACUACGACAAUGUGAAGGAACUGUUUUUCAAAUUUAUUCGCGCCCUGUUUGGGGGGGAUAACAUCACAAACGACGCGAACGAUGCGAACGAUGCGAACGAUGCAAACGAUGCAGACGAUUUGAACGAUGGAGGGGUAGACAAAAAGUUAAGCGCCGAUUUGGGCAUCGAAUUUUAUACCAACCUUUUUAAGGCCUUCCUGGAUGCCUGCGCGGAGAGCAGCCUAAAAGAACGAGUCACUACGAACGAGGAGAGGAACGAAGAACAACACAUCCGCAGCCCGACGUUCAAAUGCAACACCGUUGGUAACUUAACUCAAAUGAAAAACUUCCUCUUCGACAAGCUGCAUAAGGAUGUGUUUUUUAAAAAUAAUGUCUUCAAUUCUUUUUCACUUAAUUUAAUGAACUGCCACUUCGCGAGGUUCAUUCGUGACUACUUGCAGGAGUGUGGCGGCGCAAGCGGUUUGGAGGGGUCAGCGGUAGAGAAGGUGGCGGUUGAGAAAAUCGCUGCUGGGGGAGCCGCCGAGGACCCACCAGGAAACGCUACCAACCAGUUACAACUCGGCAGUUGCGCUAAUCAGAAGCGUUUCGGAUAUUCCCCCAAUGAGCGCCCGUUUGGAGCUACCCCCAGUGAGCACCCUCUUGGACGUGCCGCCCCCCCCUGCAAUGCAAACGAGUCGAACCAGCAGAGCAGAGCGCCGAACUGCGGGCUGAGGAGGGUCGGGCCCGAGGAGGACGUGCGCAGCCCCUUCAACUUUAAGAGACACGUGCAGGUGACGCCUCUGAGGGGGCAGCCCGCCGAGGGGAAGGGAAGCGGGAAAGGAAGCGGGAACGGCAGCGGGAACGGAAUCGGAAAUGGAAGCUGCAACGGAAGCUGCAGCGGCGGUGGCAAAAACUGCCGAAUGAGGAACAAACACGCGAACGAAGGCAGCACCUUUUUGAAGCAGGGGGGGGAGCCCCCAGGGCAGGCGCAAAGUAGGAAGCAUGAUUACUGCCCCCCUGCUCGCAUCGACCUAAUGAAGAAUGGCUAUCGCGCAGGAGACCCCUUCCAACGAAGCAACCACGACCCAGGGGGAGACCCCUCGCAGAGGAGCAAACUCUCCUCCACCGUUAUGCACAAAAUUAAUGGAAAGAACAAGCAUAACCAUGUAGACAGUGCAAAUGUGGCUAACCGGAGUAGCCAUCAGAAUGAGAGACCCCCAGACAUCGUGCACCCGAAUCAACAGAACGGCACAGACUAUGAGAAGGGGAACAACUGCCAUGAUGCUAAUAACCCCGUGGUAGGGAGAAAUCCCCAGGGGCUAUGCAAAAAUGGCACCUUUGGCCAAAUGCAGCAGGGUGGACGGAAUGGCCUAGCCAAUUGCGAAGAUGUGUUGAGCCUAUACAGUUCGCCCCUUUUGCAAAAUGAGAAGAAGCCGCAACAGAACACGGGUGCGAAUAAGUGGCCUUUGAGAAGGAACUGCAGAGAGGGCUUCCCCCAAAUGGACCUCAACAUCGCGCAGAAGCAGGAGGAGCAGCAACCCCAGGGGGUACAGGACAAGAAGGUGACGCGCGUGAACGUCGCUGCGGAGGAGGGGAAGGCGGCUGGGAGCUUUGGCGCCCGCAGAGGGGGUCCCGCGCGGGGGGGUGGCUUCCCAGGAGGGGUGGUAGUCGUAUCGGCAGGCGGUUUGCCAAACGGAUUGCCAAACGGAUUGCCAAACGGACUGCCAAACGGACUGCCAAACGGACUGCCAAACGGACUGCCAAACGGACUGCCAAACGGACUGCCAAACGGAUCGCCCAGCGGCGGAAGGGGCCCCCACCGAGAUAACCCGCGCGACGAGGGAGGCGCCCCCCAGAGGAGGGGGCCACUCGAGAACGACGUCAUUCAAAUCUGCAACUUCGCCAACUACCUAAGCUUCGACCGAAACAGAAGCGCAGUGGACCCCAACGCAUUCGAGUGGCUCCACAAGAGUGUGUUCGAACUGGUAAUCGAAGAAAACAAAGUAACCUCCGAGGUAACCUUCCUAGACAUCCUCUACGAAUUUAACAUCUUCACAUUUAAGAAAAAUCAUAUCCUUUCAAAUUACGCCACAUUAUAUGGGUUCCCACUGAGGGGGGACUUAACCGAGUCCCCAUCCCCUCGUAAGUACUCACUCAGUGGGAAAUGGGCAAACUAUGGAAACGUAGAAAAUAAUUUCAUCACGGAUAGUUCAACAAACGAGUUCUUUUUCGAAAUAGCUGUUCACCACGAUUUUAUGAAGAAGACACACACGGUGUUUCUCCUAAAAUCGAAUCGAUCCAAACACCAAAUGUGUAGCGACAGUCAAGUUGUUUUAAAAAAAACGUGGGUAUCAGAUUACGUUGGGAGAAGAAACGAUUUCGUUGAACAAAUUUUAAAAAAAUCCAUUUCCAAUAUGCUGUAUGAAUGUAUAAGUAGGAAGCACUGCCUGUUUCUUCUGCAGGUUCAAAUGAGAAAGUUAAAGAGACCCACCAUCUGUACCGACGUUAGUGGGACGAGGAGGGAGGGCUUCUCCUACUACCUCUUCGAAUACAACCUGCGAGUGGCCUGUAACAGUGACAAUUGCAUUUUUUCCAAUAAUUAUAUUUUAUAUAAAAAUAAUGUUUACUCGUAUACCCUGCCGUGCAACACGCUCUCCCUGCUAGUCUUUUCCGAGAAUCAAAUCAUGAAGGGCGGGGGGUCUCCCGGCAAGCACUCCCCCGUCACCCGCCAGGUCGUGCACUUCCCCCUCUACCCCUUCUUCGUCAACAUAAACAUGUACAGCGAGCGGUGAAGAAGCGGUGAAGAAGCGGUGAAGAAGCGGUGAAGAAGCGGUGAAGAAGCGGCGGAGAAGCGGCAGAGAAGCAGCAGCGAAGCAACAACGUAGCAGGGCACACCUGCGGACGGUCGGCGCCUCUGCCAGUGCGUGCCGUCCACACGUGUGUACCGAACGGGUGCCACCAGGGCCACCACAGAACGGAAAAAAAAAAAAAAGCAAACGCAAAAGCAAACGCAAAGCAAAAUGUAUUGUAUUGUAUUGCAUUGCACUGUACUGUAGUGUAGCAUAGCCGAGGGGAAAAGAACGAGAAGGAAUGCCAGCGGAAUGGCGCAUUCUCGCACACAAGAUCGCCGUGCCACCUGGCUUUUGCGUUACUGCCAUUAGCCAGGCACACGUUGCCCGGUGGACCGCGGCGAGGCACUGCG